UCUCCAGACCCACAAGUUACUGAUUAACCCUAGGUUUCAAGAAGAGAAAUAAUAAUAACUAGAGAGAAGACGUAAGACGAGACACAACCUGAGCAGCCCCGGGAGAGGGGUGCCAGACGGCUGCUGUCACCAGGCGCCUGCCGAGAAGGACAAGGGGACGUCCAGCCUGAGGUCAGACGGCAGCCAGGUCCUAGCGGCGCUGGCUGACCGCCCCCCCGCCCCCCCGGUCAAUGCCGAGGCCCCCAGCUGCCACGUCCCGCUGACUCCGUGCCCAGAAUGGCCUGCGCCGAGCCCCAGCGCGUCUCCACAGGAGCCACCGCCACGGAGGCCACAGGCCCUGCUAGGGCUUAUCUUGGCUCCACGGAUGGCGACCUCGAGUGUCUGGUGUGCCGGGAGCCCUACAGCUAUGCCCGGCCACCCAAGCUGCUGGCCUGCCAGCAUCCCUUCUGUGCCGUCUGCCUGAAGCUCCUGCUGUGUAUCCAGAACGACGCCUGGUCCGUCACCUGCCCACUGUGCCGCCAGGCCACCACCGUCCCUGGGGGCCUCAUCUGCAGCCUGCGUGACCAGGAGGCCGUGGCGGGGCGGCUGGUCUGGCCGGAGGUGCGGCUCUGUCCUCAGGGACUGGCGGAUUCCGCCACCUCGACGGCCAGGCACCCCGGCUGGGUGGCAGAGGAAGGGCAGGACGUGGCAAGUGUUAACCGCGUGGCGGCCCGGCGCCUGGCGGCACACCUGCUCCUACUGGCCUUGCUCGUCGCCCUCAUCCUGCCCUUCUUCUACCCGGGCAUCCUCCGGUGGGUGCUCGCCGUCAUUAUCACCUUGGCCCUGCUGAUGCCCUCCCUCUUCUGCUGUCACCGGAGCAGCCGGGGCAGCUGCUGGCCUCCCCACGGGGCGCUUUUCUGCAGAGAACAGAAACACAGCGAGAUCGCUUCCAUCGCCUGAGUGCGCUCCGGGCGGGCGGCGCCUGCGGACUCUUGGGCCCCAUCAGGCUCACGGCGAACGGGGUCAGGGGCUACGAACUAAGGCUGGUUCCCUCGGGGGAUUAAAUGCCAGCUGGACUUGCAAGCCAAAGCCGGAGGGCUGGGUUGGGUCAGGAACUACGUGCCUGGAUGAUAGACUUCUGUCUGUUUGGGGUGGGGGAGGAGGCCCAUACCACUUGGCCACAAGGGGCCUCCUGUUCCUCGGACGCUAAUGCUCCUGGUUUUCCUUCAGAUGCCUUGAUGAGGUUAUUGCAAAAACAAACAGAACCAAGACCCCCUUUUUUUGCAGUUUACGUGCCUGGUUUGAUUUUCUCGCUUUGUCUGGUCUUUGGCGUUUGGGGCAGUUUGUUCGGAUUUGUGGCCGUCACACGUUUUUCCUCGUGGGAAGUCGGAGCCCACGGGAAGUCCUCCUGGGCUGCCCACCCCAUGCCCAUCCAUCUCAACAAAGGGCCCGGUGGCUUCGGUGUCCCCGUGAUCGCCCCCAGGGAUGGAGGGGGAGAAUUUGUGUGCGGGAGCGGUUCUGGGGUGGCCGGGGGUCCCACGUUUAGUUGGCAGAGUUGGGGAGGCGGGGAGAGGAUGCAGGGGAAUCCAGGAAUUGCUCCCAGCAGCCCCACCAGGUUUCCCAGCCCCGGGUCAUUGGGCUCUGGCUUAACAGAGAAUCUCGGGGUUACAAGGACUAACGGUGCCCACCCCCCAAACAGCAGACCCCACUGCCCAGCAGAUGCACGGUCUCAUGCUACAGAACCAACUCUGUACGGGUGUUGCUUUCCCGGUUUAUUGCAUUUCAAUUCCUGUCUGAGUUUUUGUCAUAAAGAUAAGAUGCCCCAUAAAUGCAACGGUCCUUGACAAUAACUCCACCUUUCCCGCCCGCCCUGACAGUGCCGGUUAUCGGAAAGGCUGCUCUGGGACACAAAGGAGGCUUCUGCUGGAGGGAGACGUCUCAGCCAGAGGGGACCCUUGGGGGUGCCGGUGAGUGGAGGGCGGGAGAUGAUACCUUGUUUCCUUCCAAAGGC
This is a messenger RNA of Leopardus geoffroyi (Geoffroy's cat), 1990 nucleotides long. RefSeq names its product ring finger protein 186 (gene RNF186). The coding region runs from base 277 to 939 and encodes 220 amino acids. The transcript has a single exon. Gene Ontology annotation, cellular component: endoplasmic reticulum membrane. Lineage: Eukaryota; Metazoa; Chordata; Mammalia; Carnivora; Felidae. Gene Ontology annotation, molecular function: ubiquitin protein ligase activity. Gene Ontology annotation, biological process: protein K63-linked ubiquitination; protein localization to mitochondrion; proteasome-mediated ubiquitin-dependent protein catabolic process. The record is from RefSeq and is a predicted model, not a curated record.